CCAGCAUCAAUCCACGUCACGCUACCGGCUUCCCGUCUGGUCAUCGGAACCCAUUGAUUCCCGUAAUAGCUAUCAUCAUGGCACCAAUUGUCAAGGUUGCUGUCAUUCAGUUGUACCCGAAGCCUAUGCAACUCGAGCACAACUUCAAUAAGGCUGCGCAGUUUGUAAGAAGUGUGGCGACGCAGGGAGCGGAGUUGGCUGUUUUGCCUGAGUACCAUCUCACCAACUGGCAACCGAAAUCGCCCGGGUUCUUCGACCUGUGCGACCAGUGGGAAACGUACCUCAAGAAAUAUCAAGCUCUAGCGAAAGAGUGCGGGAUAUGCAUCGUCCCUGGGACCAUCGUCGAGAGCCACAGAGAGAAUGAGAAUGAGGAGGAUCGACUUCUAAACGUAGCAUACUUCAUCGAUCACGAUGGCGAAAUAAAAGGCAAAUACGUCAAGAAGAACUUGUGGGGGCCCGAACGCGAGCACCUCACCAGCUCCAGCCGCGACGUCCACGAAGUCUUCGACACGCCCCUCGGCAAAGUCGGCUUGCUCAUCUGCUGGGACCUAGCCUUCCCCGAAGCCUUCCGCGAGCUUAUCGCGCAGGGCGCCAAAAUCAUCAUCGUGCCCACGUUCUGGACGCUGAAUGAUUGUAAUGAGGCGGGCCUGAAGUUGAAUCCAUGUGCGGAAGCCUUGUUUCUGGAUAGUAUGUUGACGGCGCGGGCGUUUGAGAAUACUUGCGCGAUUGUGUUUGCGAACGCGGGAGGGCCGCCAGGGAGGGGGUAUGCUGGGUUGUCGCAGGUCGUGGUGCCUUUCGUGGGAGCACUGACGAGACUGGGGAGCUGUGCCGAGGGAAUGAGCGUUGUGGAUGUGGAUAUGCAGAUUCUGGAAGACGCAGAGGAUAACUACAAGGUACGGAGUGAUCUGGCGAGGGAUGACUGGCACUACGAUUAUAGGCAUUCGAAAGUGAAAGAGAGAUUAUGAGGGGAAAUGUCAAGUUUUGGACUUGGGAUAGCCUAUCUUGAAGUUUGUUCGGGGCAGUGGGCGUAGGUCGGUCGAAAACACGCUAUUGGCCAGCUAGACACACGCAGCCUGCUCAUCAUUCAUCGCAAACC
Molecule: messenger RNA, 1096 nt
Organism: Trematosphaeria pertusa
Lineage: Eukaryota; Fungi; Ascomycota; Dothideomycetes; Pleosporales; Trematosphaeriaceae
Product: carbon-nitrogen hydrolase
Exons: 5
Coding region: 78-965 (295 amino acids)
Molecular function (GO): hydrolase activity, acting on carbon-nitrogen (but not peptide) bonds, in linear amides
Source: RefSeq, a predicted model, not a curated record